Molecule: messenger RNA, 1741 nt
Organism: Pocillopora meandrina
Lineage: Eukaryota; Metazoa; Cnidaria; Anthozoa; Scleractinia; Pocilloporidae
Source: the annotation of a GenBank genome assembly
AUGAAAGAAAAGUUAGGAAAUUGGAAUAAAAUAAGAAAGUACGAAAACGACAAAUGUGGCUUCAUGGCAAAAGCGUCUUUAGAAUACCUACUUGAAGCGGCUAAAAAACAGAACCUGAAGUCUUUAGUGGUCGAACAGCUUAAGGAGGCUCGAGUCUGUCUCGAGCAGGUUGUAAAUCGCAUUCCCGAGCUCAUAAAGGCUGACAGAAUAUUGUGCCAAAAACUUACAAAUGACAGCAGCUCACAGAAAGAACUAGAUAUUUACAGACCGAUACAUGAGAGAAGUUUACAAUUGAGGAGAAAAAUGGCCGUUUUUGGCAUUCAGGAAGUAUCCAUCAUGGACAUCAGUUGCGACGAUCUAGAAUUGAGAGCCGAUAAAAUUUCACCUCUCGGUAGGGACGCAUUUACCACUGUCCAUCGAGGGACAUUAAAAAUGCGAAGAAAAGAUGAAUCCGUCGAAGUAGCUGUGAAAGUGUGGAAUAGUGAACUGGAAAAUUUUGAUGCAAGUGACUUUCUUUCCGAAAGAGAGACACUGAGGUUGGUUUCCUUAAUUCAUUUUUAGAUUUCAUGUCUUUUGCGCUGGUUUGUUAUCCUUUUCUAGCCCUUUGUUUAUUCCCUUGUUUCAAUUGUCUUUGUAACUUUUUUAUUUUGUUUCGUAGGUAAUUUUUUGGACCCAAGGCUUUACUUUUUUGAUAGUUUACAUUUGUUACAAGGAGAAAUUUAAACAAUGAAACAAAAUGAAAACAUUUAACAACAAAAUGAAAUCAUAGCUUGGCAACAAUUAACCGAUGAAAGAAAGAGUGGUAUUGUCUCAAAGACAUUGGGCUAAAGGUAAUUCAUGAAUCUAAAUUUUUUCUAGGAAGCUGAAUCAUCCAUUCAUCGUAAAUUUCUAUGGUGCUGCCCUGAUUAGAGAAGAAGAACGGUUGAGAGUAACUCUUGUGAUGGAACUUUGCAAAGAAAACUUGAUGGGACGCAUUUUCCAGAAUCGGGACAAUAUACCUAGUCUGUCCUUAACACCUGGUGCCGCGAGAAGUGUAAUUCGAUGGGCGAGAGACAUCGCCAAUGCUCUCGACUUUAUACACAGUCAGGGCAUUGUUCACAGAGAUUUCAAGUUGGAAAACAUCAUGGUAAGUACGAAAAAUGGCACACGGAUCAUAUCAUAUUUCAGAGUGGCAUAUGAUAAAAAAACAGCCCAAACAUUCACUAACUCUGCGAUUACAUUUACACUGCAUUUGACGAGAACCACCGCAGGCUUAGCAGAAAAGAGAAACACAUUUAGCUUUCUAGUAAGCCUAAAGAGUCUUCUACUUCUGUCUUUUGUUAUGUGCAUUAUCUCACAGCUGUCACAUGAAGAUGAUGUCAGGGUCGCUAAUGUCAGUGUUUCUAGAGGAGCCAAGAUGACUACAGGAACAAUGAAGGAAACUUUUUACAUUGCCCCAGAAGUGAUCAAAUCAGGGUUUUAUGAUAGCAAGGCCGAUAUCUACAGCUUCGGCAUAAUGCUCUGGGAGAUGCAUGGAAAAAGAGCCCUUACAGAUGUAGAGGGAGACGUGAGAGCGGUUUAUGGUGAGGAUGCUGAACGUAAUAGACCAACUCAAGUCGACCAAGACAGGAAGAAACCUCCGCCUACAUUGCAAGAUGUAAUGCAAGGUUGCUUGGAUGAAGAAGCAGACAAACGACCAGAUGCCACAGCAUGUCGUCAAAGGUUGACCAUGCUCUACCAGGACACAUUUCCACCAAUUUGA